AUGGGGUUGCCUUCUCCCACAGCCGCCACGCACCCUUCUGGUAACUUCCUCGGCGAUCAAGAUAGCCUGACGUCAGAAGACGAAGCUGCUGACGAAAGCCUAAGUGGCCCUCCCACGCCGCCGUCGGUAGACGUUCCGGGUGUGAUUCCUAGAGAGAGCGACAGCCGCAGCAGCACCGGCACCAGCACCAGCACCAGCACGAGCAGCGCAGCGGCUGCGGGAAGAAACGCAGCGGGGAAAAUCGUAGCGGCAGCAGCAGCCGCAGCAGCAGGAGCAGCAGCAGCAGGAGCCAUGGGUUCGACGGCGAAAGAGCUCCCGCGGGAGAUGGCGACGAAAGACUCGUUACCCAAGCCAAUCACAGCGGCGGACGACGUGAAGGAGGCGCCACACACGGUGAUGAUCCUGAAGCGGCCGUACGAGAACGUGCAGGACCAGUACAGCAUGGGCAAGGAGCUGGGGCGCGGGCAGUACGGCGUGAUCCGCGAGUGCAAGGACAAGAUGACGGGCGUGCCGUUCGCGUGCAAGUCCAUCAGCAAGACGAAGCUGAGCGGCACGCGCGAGGUGGAGGACGUGCAGAGGGAGAUUAAAGUCAUGGAGGUGCUGCGCGGACACUCCGCCGUGAUCGAGCUCCACGCGACUUACGAAGACCAGAAGCGCGUGCACCUGAUAAUGGAGCUGUGCGAGGGCGGGGAGCUGUUUGAGCGCAUCAGCCAGCGGCACCACUACCCGGAGGACGAGGCGGCGCUGCUCACGCGCACGCUCAUCUCCGUCGUGCAGCACUGCCAGGCGCACGGCCUCAUGCACCGCGACCUCAAACCCGAGAAUAUCCUGCUCGUCAACCGCAAGUCGCACACGCAGGUCAAGGUCGUGGACUAUGGGCUCGCCGCGUUUGUCAAGCCGGGCGGCAAGCUAACAACAAUGGCGGGCAGCGCCUACUACAUCGCCCCCGAGGUGCUGAACAACAACUACGGAAUGGAGGCGGACAUGUGGAGCGUGGGCGUCAUCCUCUACAUCCUACUCUGCGGGCUGCCGCCCUUCUGGGCGGAGAAGGAGGAGGGCAUAUUCGAGGCGAUCAAGACGGGCAAGGUGGACGUGUUCAGCGGCGGGUGGGAGAGCGUGUCCAUGGAUGCUAAAGACCUCGUGCUCCGGAUGCUCACCCGGGACCCGCAGAAGCGCAUCACGCCAGAAAAGGCUCUUGCGCACCGGUGGAUCAAGCAGCACUGCAGCAACGCGGCGGACCAUCUCCCCGGGCUGCCCGCGAAGCCAGUGACGGCGGACUCGCGCGCGCACCGCAAGGUGGACUCUCCGCGCAUCCCCCUGCCCGACGGGGACCGCCGGGGCAGCAGCAGCAGCCGCAACAUCGCCAGCAGCAGCGCCAGCCGCAGCGGGGGCGCAGGCGGGUACAGGUACGGGAAGGACGGGGAUUUGGCGACGGUGCUAGCUAGCGCGGAUCUGGCGGCGGUGGCGGACGCUGUAGCGGCGAUCCGCGCGAGUGGCGCGGGGGAGGAGCGGAAGGAGGAGCUAGCCGCGCUGCUGAAGCUGCAGGCGAAGCUGAAGGCGAAGGAGGGCGCGGGGGGGGACGGGGGGGCGGCUGGCGGGAGCAGCAGCAGCAGCAGGAGACCGGAAUCCGCGUCUGCUGCAUCUUCCAGGCGAAGUGCGAGGGACGUGGAGAGAGCUUUAGCGGGUGCGUUGGCUGCUAAGGGCGGCGGGGGGAGCAGUGACAGGGCGAGGCGAAGCAGUUCUAACAUGAGCCGCACUAAGACUGCUGAUACUGGCGCGUUGUUGGCUGCUCUUGCGGAUCUGCAAGACGGCGGAGGCGGAGGAGGAGGCGGAGGGGAGAGGGGCGGGGGGAGGCACAGGAGGACUGGGUCCCGUGGGACGGAUGCUGGGGAGGAUGAGGAGGAGCGGAAGCGGCACAGGGACCGGGACCGGGAUGGGGGAAAGGGCGGGAAGAAGCAGGAUGACAGCGUGAAGGAGAUGUUUGCAGCCGCUAAGGACGCGCUCAGGGGCAAGGAGAAGGACGGAGGGGGCGGGAAGGAGGACAAAGAACGGCUGGCGAAGCUUCUGGCGAAGAUGGAGGAGGUUAAGGCGUGGGAGAAGGAUCGCACGGGUGCACGUCCGUCGUCGUCUGCUUCCCGGAGCAGCAGGCGGGGGGAUGACGGGGAUGAGAAGGGCGGGAGGGACAGAGAUGGUGCUGCGUCGAGCCGGUUUCCGAGGGAUUCGAGCACGUCUAGUAGGAGCAGCAACGCUGAUAGGCUGUCGCGGUAUAGGUCGGAUGCGGCGAGCAUGCUGGGUGCUCUAGAGGAGGAGACGGGCAAGGAUGACGCUUCGUCGCAGAGUGGCAGAGGGAGAGACCGAGACAGGUCAAGGGAUCGAGACAGGGAUCGGGGAAAGGAUGAGAAGGAUCGGGGGAAGGACAAGGUGCCGACAACGCCAGGGUCUUUGCGAAGAGACAAGGCGGAUAGUAGCAGCAAGAGCAAGAAGAGCAGCGGCGGGGGGGGGAUAAUAAGGCACAAGUCGGCGGAUAUUUCUAAGAUGUUGAACGUUGGGGGGGAUGAUGGUGAUGGGGGUGGGCGGAAGGGCAGGGGCGGGAGGGAUACUGACAGCCUUGCAGGGGGGAUUGGGAAGUCGGGAGGAGGUGGGGGAAGAAGCAGUGGACGUAAGAUGGAGAGAUCUGCCAGCAAUCAGUCUCAGCUGCUGCUAGGCCAGCAGUCGGCAGAAGGAAGAGGCUCGGACGGCGGCAGGUCCGGCGGCGCCGCUCGACGAGGCUUGGACCGAUCCAAAUCCCCGGACGGGAAGGGGAGGUCCGAUGAAGACUCUGUGUCGUCCCCCUCGCGCCCCCCCACGGGGUCUCGCCUCAGGGGAAGCGGCAGCAGCAGUAGGCGGCAGAUGGAGAGCCCGUCAGGCUCGGGUGGGUCUGGUCGGGAACGAAGCGGCGGCGCAGGCUCGGGACGGUCGUUGCAGGUGCUGGAGGAGUCAGAUGCGGAGGGAGGGGGGUGGACUAGUGGGAAGAACGCGGGGGAGUCGCCGGGAUCGGGAAAGGAGAAGAAGGGUGGAGGGGACGAGGCGAAGGGUGAGGGUGGAGGAGGGGGAAAGGAGGCAGGGGAUGAGGAGGGUGGUGGGGGGAAGGUGACAGCGAAUGGUGUGGCGGAGGAGGGGGAGGCAGGGGAAGGAGGGGGGGAUGCGGAAGUGGCAGGUGGGGAGGGCAAGACAGGGGAGGCAGUGGCAGAAGGGGUGAACGGCACACAUGGCAAGGAGAAGGAGAGAGAGAGGGAGAGAGGGGGGGAGGGGGACUACCAACGAACAGACAGCAGAAGCUCUAGAACUGGAUCGUACAGUCGAGACCGGGACAGAGACAGGGACAGGGAUAGGUCAUCGGGGUACGGUCACACAGCCAGUGGUAGGGGGGGUAUUCCUAAGUCUCCAAGGCAGGGUGGUGGUGCAGGUGUUCCGCUGCGCUCCCCCAAGCGCGGCGGGCGGGAUGGGGAGGACGGGGAUGACAGUGCGCUGUCUAGGAACAAGUCGGUGAGUGCCUCGUGGCUUGAAGCAGAAGAGGUGAAGCGGGGCGAGGGUGGCGGGCAUGAGCGGGGCGAGAGGGACGGCCGGAGGGAGCGGGGCGGGAGGCGGGGAGAGGACGGCGGGGAGUUUGGAGGGUUUGGUGGAGGGGGGAGGGAGAGGGGCAGUGGAUGGGAUGAUGACGAUCGGAGCGACAGAAGCAGGGAGAGGAACAGGGACCGGGACCGGGAUCGGUACAGGGAGCGCGAUCGUGACAAGGACUGGUUGCGGGAGAAAGACGGGAGGAGGGAGAGCGGUGGCGGCAGUGGUAUGAGCAGCAGCAGCAGCCGGCGUGGCCUCAGCUGCUCCACUCGCUUCCGCUUCUGGGCCUUCUGCCAUAUUUCCACCUUCCACCACCGCCUCUUCCGCUCGCCGCUUCGCACUCCCAUCACGAUCUCGCCUCCUCCUGUCGUUCCCAGGCCAGGGCGUUCCAUAGAUUUCGCGGCGCGCACCGUUCAUUCUCACUUCCACAAUCUUUCGUCCUUCCGCACUGUCACCAUGUUCCGAUCCGCCAAGCGCGUUCUCCUCCCCGCCGCGCGCGCGGCCGCCGGCGUUGCGCGGAUCCACGGAUCCGCCGCUGCGUCCGCCGAGUCCGCGAGCCUAGCGGAGGCUUACAAGCGCGUAGCGCCGCAGCUGGACGUGCCGUCCACGCCGCUUACUUACCUCAAGGAGCGUCCCGCCUUGUCGGUCGCGAUCCCGGAAAAGCUCACGCUUAACCUCUCGCUACCUCACGCUAUGCCGUACAGCGCGAAAGAGGUGGACAGCGUGAUCAUCCCUGCCACGUCAGGCCAGAUGGGCGUCCUUCCAGGCCACGUGGCGUCCAUUGCGGAGCUCAAGCCAGGCCUGCUGACAGUCAUCGAAGGAACAACCGAGACAAAGCUCUUUGUCAGCAGCGGUUUCGCGUUCGUGCACCCCAACAGCGUGCUCGACGUGGCAGCCGUUGAUGCGGUGCCGCUGGACCAGAUCGACGGCGAGGAGGUGAAGAAGGGCCUGGCUGCGGCACACGCCAAGGUGGCGAGUGCGAGCACUGAUUUGGAGAAGGCAGAGGCUCAGAUUAGCGUGGAUGUUCACACGGCAGCAACAGCAGCAGUAACUGUAGCUGUAGUGCGACUCACGGGUGCUGCUGGUGCUGCGCGGAUAGUGUUGAGGCGAGUCCCAGUAGCAGCAGCAGCAGCAGUAGCAGCAGCAGCAGCAGCAGCAGCAGCAGUAGCGCCAUCAGCGGCAGUAAAUCUUCCUUCCGCAGCCAUUCCCUUGCUGCUGGCGGAGCUGGUGCGCGCGCCCCAGGGUCUGCUGAGCACGCUCCCAUCAUCUCCCCAUAUCCACACCCGCCCUCACCCUUCCCCCCCCCCCACUCCCCCCUUCCCCCCGCCGGCAGCUAUCCCCGCGUUGCUGGCGGAGCUGGUGCGCACGCCGCAAGGCCCGCUGGGCGCGCUGACGUGGCGCAGCAAGGGCGUGCAGGACGCGCCCCCGCCCUCCAUGGCCUCGCGCGCUCUCACUCUCUUCGGACAGACUGCCUCGUUUGAGGACACAAGAGGCAAGAUUCUCCGCGUCAGUAUGGGGCAAGGCGUGGUGGUGAAUCUGAUGGCAACCAAGGCGGGGUCGCGGCGCAGUGGCGACAUGCACAACUGCUCCCAGCACGACGUCAUCCUCUCCGGCCGCACCGACCUCCACCUCACGGACCUAGUGAGUGGAGGUGAGGAGGUGAGGGAGUACGAUGGGCACCUCAACGUCAUCACCAUACCCCCACGGGUACCGCACAUGUUCCACUUCUUGGAGGACAAUCUCAUGAUCGAGUGGUGGGACUGUGACUUCCAAGCAUGGUACUACCGUCCGUAUAGAGACAUCGUAGAGGCUUAG
This is a messenger RNA of Closterium sp. Naga37s-1, 5412 nucleotides long. NCBI's taxonomy places the organism in Eukaryota, Viridiplantae, Streptophyta, Zygnematophyceae, Desmidiales, Closteriaceae. The record is from the annotation of a GenBank genome assembly.